GGAGUUUCCCGCUGUUGUUGCAGCCAUGGCUCUGCGCUACCCCAGGGCCGUGGGUCACAACAAGGGCCACAAGGUGACCAAGAACGUGAGCAAACCGAGGCACAGCCGCCGUCGCGGGCGCCUAACCAAACACGCGAAGUUCGUACGGGACAUGAUCCGAGAGUGUGGCUUUGCCCCGUAUGAGCGGCGGGUCAUGGAGCUGCUCAAGGUCUCCAAGGACAAACGGGCCCUCAAGUUCAUCAAGAAAAGAGUGGGGACACACAUCCGUGCUAAAAGGAAGCGGGAGGAGCUGAGCCUUGUCCUGGCUGCCAUGAGGAAAGCAGCUGCCAAGAAGGACUGA
Molecule: messenger RNA, 340 nt
Organism: Nycticebus coucang (slow loris)
Lineage: Eukaryota; Metazoa; Chordata; Mammalia; Primates; Lorisidae
Product: 60S ribosomal protein L36-like
Exons: 1
Coding region: 26-340 (104 amino acids)
Biological process (GO): cytoplasmic translation
Cellular component (GO): ribosome; cytosolic large ribosomal subunit
Molecular function (GO): structural constituent of ribosome
Source: RefSeq, a predicted model, not a curated record